Molecule: messenger RNA, 886 nt
Organism: Trichoplusia ni (cabbage looper)
Lineage: Eukaryota; Metazoa; Arthropoda; Insecta; Lepidoptera; Noctuidae
Product: trypsin, alkaline C-like
Exons: 4
Coding region: 47-811 (254 amino acids)
Biological process (GO): proteolysis
Molecular function (GO): serine-type endopeptidase activity
Source: RefSeq, a predicted model, not a curated record
AUCACUUUGGGUUGUUAUUUACAUUUGUUAGUAGAGAAUCAUCAAUAUGCGGGUCAUCGUUUUGUUAACGCUCAUCAUCGCAGCUGUUUCAGCUGUUCCUCUGAGCGAGAGGAUUGUUGGUGGAUCAGUGACGAACAUCGAGACAUAUCCCACAAUAGCCGCUCUGUUAUUCACGUGGAACUGGAGUAACUACGCACAGAGUUGCGGUGGUAUCAUCCUCAACAACAGAUCCGUCCUUACAGCUGCUCACUGUCCUCACCAAGACCCCCCGAACAGAUGGCGAUUCCGUGUCGGAUCAACUUGGGCCAACAAUGGUGGCAUUGUUCACCACAUCAAUCAAAUCAUCAUUCACCCGCAAUUCGUCCGAGCUACCUUCGAAUCUGACAUCGCCGUUUUGCGCUCCGCCACAAACAUUGUUUUCAACAAUGCUGUAGCUCCUGCCUCUAUCGCCGGAUCGAACUACAACCUGCGAGAUAAUCAGGUUGUUUGGGCCGCAGGAUGGGGUUCCACAGCCUUCGGUGGUUCAAACUCGCCGCAGCUUCGUCACGUCCAGAUUUGGACAAUUAACCAAGCAGUUUGCAGACAACGUUACUCGAGCCGUGAUACCACCAUCUCUGACAACAUGUUGUGUGCCGGCUGGCUCGACGUCGGCGGUCGCGACCAAUGCGGUGGAGACUCCGGUGGCCCUCUCUACCACAACGGAAUUGUUGUUGGUAUAACCUCUUUCGGACAUCAAUGCGCCCUGGCUAACUACCCCGGCAUUAACGUUCGCGUCACCAGAUUUACUUCUUGGAUCCAAGCCAAUGCCUAGAAUAUUUUUAACUAAUUUCAGAAAGCAACCGUCCCUCAGCAGUAUAGACUUAAUAAAUGUACAUAUUUUUUAAGA